AUGCAGCAAUCAAAACAUAGGAUACUAAAUAUUGUAUUCCUGAUAUUUGCUGCACUAGCAUGUAUUUCUCAAGCGCAAAAUUCAGAAUGGGAUGCUAUCACAAUGAUUGGAACAGAGUUUGCAAUCGUUUUUGGUUCCUCUCCAAAUUGUAAUCAUCCUGCAUUAAAAUGUGAGAAUGGAAAUGUUGUUGGAAUAUAUAUUGAUGCAUCCACUCCAAGUACAACAUCGACUUCGACUUCAACAACUCUCGCUCCCGCCACCUCUAUUACUGCGAUACCCACUCUUGGAACUUCAAUAACUGCGCAACCGGCUGGUGGAGCAUCUAUUAGUCCUAUUAGUCCAAUUACAGCAAAUCCAGCCUUGACAUCGGGACCAGCCACAACGAUGCCAUUUACAACGAUGCCAGCCACAACGAUACCAGCCACAACGAUACCAGCCACAACCUCACCAACCAUCACCACCACCACACCGAUUACCACAAGUGGUAGUACCGUUUCAACCACCGGAAGUACUACUUUUACAUCGGCCAAUCCAAUUACAGCCAAUCCAACCUCAGCCAAUCCAACUACAUCGACUACAGCCAAUCCAACUACGGCCAACCCAACCUCCACCCCACCUACCCUAUCAGGACUCACAACAUCGGGAGGACCAAUUACCUCUGGAACUGCAGGUACUACCUCUAUGCCUUCCACUAGUACUGGCUUCACUGGUACGACAGAUACUACUUCUACUACUUCUACUACGGCCACAACCGAUACUUACACAUCGAUAAAUAUAGGUACAGUACCAUCACCAGUCCCUUUAACGACUUCUCCUAUCGUAACUAAUACAUCUGUUGUUCCCGAUACAGUUUCAAUGAGUGAGCAAAAGAUUUGGUCUCCAAACCCAAGAGGAAGAAGAAUUUAUUCCACAACACUUUUUAAUAAUAAUCUAGUUGCCACCAAUUUGAGAUCUUUAGUAAUUAUUGGUAGACAAUCUACAAAUCCAAGUAGCUUGAUUUUAAAUAAGUUUUCUGCACCCAAUUUACAAAAUAUAACUUUGGAUUUAGUUGCAGGUUUAUCUCCAAUUUUAACAGCUAAUAUUUCAGAUGCUUUCCCAUCUCUUGAAAAUCUUGAAAUUACUGGUGAUGCCAUUGGAGAUAUUUUACCAGCAUCAUUCUUUGAACAUCCAAAACUUAAAAAUGUAGUUCUUCGUGGAUCUGGUAUUAAAUAUGAUAACAUUUUUGGAUCAACUUCAUUUAACAAUAUCAUUCAAACUUUUGUAAUGGAAGUUCCUUCUAUCUAUGGUACUUUUGUCACCAUGACUUCGAAUUCUCUACCAGUUUUAAAAAAUUUGGUAGUUUAUUACACCGAUACAGUUUAUAAUGCUCAAUUUAAUUUUAUGCAACUUCAAACAAUCUCUCUUAUUGGUUCAAAUCAAAGACCUUCCAUUACAAUUGGUGGUUGUAUUUUCACAAAUCUCCAAACUUUUUACCUUGAAAACUCUACUGUUCUAGUUGCCCCAAAUCUUUUGAAAGAUUAUGCUGUUUACAUUAAAUCAAUUGUAAUUAAGAAUACCAACUAUCAAUCACAAUCUACUUUAUUUUAUCCAUUAACCAUUCCAACAUUAGAAUUAUAUCAAGAAGAAGGUACCUCUCUACAAAAUUUACCAGAUCCAGCAUAUUUCCAAACAUUACCAAAAUUGGUAUUGAGAAACUUACAAUCAUUGAGUACAGGUAUUUCCAAUGCUAAAUACAGUUCAAUAAAGUAUUUCGAUGCAUCAAACAAUCCUAGUUUGACAAGUAGCGGAGGAUCUAUACCGUCGGAGCUGUGUGGUGUAAACUCUUUGAGUCUGGUCAACACGCAAGUCAAUCAGGUAGAUGGUUGUUUCGCAUGUUACAAAGAAUAUACUGCUUCAUGGUUCAAUGCAAACGCUCAAUUCAACAAUGCCGGUAGUGGUGCCUGUGGUAACAUCACCAAUCAACCAGCCAAUGGUUUUGCCAUUGCAAAUGGUGGUAAAAUCGAUAUCAUCGGUACAAGUCUUGGUUGGGGUGUUAAUGCAUCACCAGGAGUGUCCGUUAUCUCACCAAACACUCAUUUAACAUAUCAAACACUAGCUGAAACAACCAUUCCAGAAUCAGCAAUUACCAAAAUAAUUAAUCUUGGAUCAAAUGUUCAAGUAUCUGUUGUUUAUAAAGUAAUGACACCUGUAAUUAAAUUAGUACAAUUCACUCAAAAGGAUAAUGGUAUUGAGAUUACAAUCAGUGGUAUCAAUUUCGAUCUCAAUACAAGCUUUAAGGUUAAUAAUGUUGAUUGUGUUGGUACUAUGGGUGGAUCGAAUGCCUUCUAUAUAUGUACAGCUGCAGCAUUGCCACAAGGAAAGGUGCAAUUGAUUGCAAACAGCACAACCUAUGGUGCUUCCAAUUAUGAAACUAGCUUCACUCAAUCCUAUCCAAUCGUUACAUCUGUAUCACCGAUUGGUGAAGGCGAUGGUGCUGUAACCAUUUAUGGUAACUUUGGUAGCUAUCCAGCACCAACAGGACCACCAAUUGUUAUGGCCAGUCGUUACUUGAUGUCGACAACAGUUACCAACCAAAGAAACAUUACAGUUUUGGUCGGUGGUGCACCAUGUUCCAAUAUCACUCUCAACGAAUUCAAUCUUACCUGUAGUUUCACACCAAGUGGAUCCGGUCUGAAGAAACUCACUGUCAUCAUCGAUCAAUACACUUUUGAAUCAUCGUCAAUCUUGUAUGUCACUCCAAAUACUGCCGCGGUGUGUCCAGACGGUUGUGGUAGCGGUACCUGUAACAAUGGUAUUUGUUCAUGCCCAGCUGGAUUCAACGGUCCAUCCUGUAACUUCAAAUUGCCAUCGAGUGAAGAUCCCAAACCAACAAUCCAAACAUCCGAGAGUGAACCAGCUAGCACCUACGAAUUACUCGGUGUUCAAUAUAAAUUCAACAUGGUAUCUAUCCAGGAGAUCGACAGUGCCGAAGCGGUUGUCUCAGAGACUCUGCUCAGUGGAUGGACUUCGACAUCCGCCAGCAAUGCACAAGCCGAUUCUACUACUUAUAAAUCUGUAGUGUUGAGCGCCAAUAUCACUACGGUUAUCGAGAUCAACAAGGCAGAUAGACAAAUCGAAUUUGCAGGUAUCAACAGUACCUAUCAACCAAACUCAUUGAAAGCAUCGGUAACAAUCGAUGGAUGGGCAUUCCAAAACUCACUCAACUACUUAAAGGUUGUGUUUGCCACUCAGGUCUCAGCUGAUGACUCUCAAACCUGUGAUACCAGUAGUUCAUCAUCUAAAUCCGGUACAGAUUCACUCAAAUACCUCUCGAUUGAGCGUAACGGUAUCAUUUUCUACGGUCGUUUCCUCGAUCGAUCUUUAUCGGAUGGUCGUCCAGCAUACUCUGCCACCGGUAUUCUAAAUACCACUGAGGUUGGUGAUUCCUCAAUGACCUAUAUUUCGGUCAGUGUUCCACAAUGUACCAAUUGUAUUCUCGACCCAGAUUUCAGUAUGCUUAUCAACCCAGAUAAACCAACCAACGGUUGUGGAGGUGAUAACAAGAGAAGCUGGGUUAUCCCAGUUGCCGUAGUUGUACCAGUCGUCGUAAUAAGCGUUGGUGUUGCCGUCGCUGUUGUCCUCAUUAAAAAGAAGCUCUAUGUAUCGCGUGAUGGUCUCAGAUUCAGAUUCUCAAGAAGAGGUCAAUCAAGUAGAAACCUAGCAAUGCACCAUUUAUUAAUACCUCUAUGGAUAAAUAUUAAAACUUUAAUAUCAAUAGUAGAAAUUUAA
Molecule: messenger RNA, 3768 nt
Organism: Heterostelium album PN500
Lineage: Eukaryota; Evosea; Eumycetozoa; Acytosteliales; Acytosteliaceae
Exons: 16
Coding region: 1-3768 (1255 amino acids)
Source: RefSeq, a predicted model, not a curated record